UUUUAGGAGAAACAUGGUAUGCUUAAAAUGUGACCACAGAAGGCCAAAGGCAGCAAAUUCUUCCGAAAGUUCUGAAAACCAACUUGAAAAUGUAGGCUACCGGGAAAACAGUAGAGUGAGUUCUUUUCAUAGUGACCAUACCGAUGUCAACAUUCAAACGUCUUCAUGGCGACAUGGACAAAUCCAAAACAGUAGCGCAAACAUACGGAGAUCUGUGGAAGAAAGUGAAGAACAUAGUUAUCCAAACUCAAUGAAUGAGGCUUCUGAUUUUGUAGAUUUUCCCAUUGCCGGAGGGUUAAGUGAUUUAUCUCGGGAUGCAGAAAAGAGAGAGAAAUGGAAGUUGGAGAUGAUAGACCGGAGUAAAGGUGUCUUUAAGGCCAAAAGUGAUGCUCAACCCACAUCUAUCAGUACUCAAAGAAGGUUAGAGUUACCAAAAUAUGCUGAUGAUGAAGAAAUGGCCGAAUGGUUCGGACCUGGAAAGUGAGGAAGAAAAAGCCUUGUGUCUCAAGAUUGAUUGAGAUUUGCUUGAGGUAAAUCGAAAUCAAAACUUUCUGUUUGUGAUAACCUUCUGAAAAAGAUUCACCAAGAAAAAUCCAAUAGUAACAGAAAU
Morus notabilis is the source of this 610-nucleotide messenger RNA. RefSeq lists its product as uncharacterized. Lineage: Eukaryota; Viridiplantae; Streptophyta; Magnoliopsida; Rosales; Moraceae. Bases 14 to 484 code for a protein of 156 amino acids. The transcript has a single exon. The record is from RefSeq and is a predicted model, not a curated record.